Hirundo rustica (Barn swallow) is the source of this 3650-nucleotide messenger RNA. RefSeq names its product GRB2 associated binding protein 1 (gene GAB1). NCBI's taxonomy places the organism in Eukaryota, Metazoa, Chordata, Aves, Passeriformes, Hirundinidae. Bases 86 to 2323 code for a protein of 745 amino acids. The record is from RefSeq and is a predicted model, not a curated record. The transcript is spliced from 12 exons.
GGCCGGCCCGAGCGCCGCUGCCUGAGGAGGAGAAGGAGCAGGAGCAGGAGGCGGCGGGAGCGCCCCGGCGGGCAGCGGCGCAGCCAUGAGCGGCGGGGAGGUGGUCUGCUCGGGCUGGCUCCGAAAGUCCCCGCCGGAGAAGAAGUUGAAGCGCUACGCAUGGAAGAGAAGAUGGUUUGUGCUUCGGAGCGGCCGCUUAACGGGGGACCCGGAUGUAUUGGAAUACUACAAAAAUGACCAUGCCAAGAAGCCUAUCCGAAUUAUUGACUUAAAUCUGUGUCAACAAGUGGAUGCUGGAUUAACCUUCAACAAGAAGGAGUUUGAAAACAGCUAUAUCUUUGACAUCAACACUAUAGACCGAGUUUUCUAUUUGGUGGCAGACAGCGAGGAGGAGAUGAACAAGUGGGUUCGAUGUAUCUGUGAUAUCUGUGGGUUCAACCCUACGGAUGAGGAUGCUGUGAAGCCACCAGUCAGUUCCUUACAACCAUCUGCUGAGUUACCCUUGCCCAUCAACACUUCACCGCCUUCCAUGCAGGCAGAAUCUUCCCUUCCCUCUCCUUACCGGCUUAUUAACGUCCCCCCGCUGGAGUCUUCCUCUGGUCAAGAAGAUCCUCAAGACUACCUACUGCUAAUAAACUGUCAAAGUAAAAAGCCUGAACCUAUGAGCCAAGGGUCACCUUUUCUCUCAGAAGAAGGGCAGGAAUACCUGCUAUUAGAAGACUUUGAAAGUAAAAAGAUUCCACUGCAAUCUCACGCUGACUCCGCAAAAUCCAGCUCUUCGGAAACAGACUGCAACGAUAACCUGCCCUCCCACAAAACCCCCGCUCCGUCAGGGAGCAAGCACGCUGUGAACGGCUUCUUCCCGCAGCAGGGCGUCUACGACUCCCCGCCCUCCCGCUCCGCGCUGCCGGACUCCGGCCUCUACAACCUGCCCAGGAGUUACUCGCAGGAUGUUUUGCCCAAGGCGGCGUCUCCGUCCGGGACCGAGGCCGAAGGAGAGCAGCACGUUUUCAGCAGCCCCUCGGCGGCGUCCUUAGACGCGCAGAUGAGGCACAUCUCCAUUAGCUACGACAUUCCCCCCACGCCCGGAGGUACUUAUCAGAUCCCGCGAACUUUCCCGGAGGGAGUGUUGCCUCAGACUUCCAAACUGGAGACUAUUCCGGACGUCCCUCCGCCUCGGCCGCCCAAACCCCAGCAGGCGGCGGAUCGGUCUCCCGUGGAAAGCUGCGGCCUCGGCCGCACGGCCUCGGACACGGACGGCAGCUACUGCGUGCCCGCCGCGGGCGCGCCGCCCUCGCGCGCCAACGCCGUCUCGACGGGAGAUCUCAACGUCUUCCGGAAAGAAAUUAGUUCUCAAGACUGUUAUGAUAUUCCACGAACGUUUCCGAAUGACAGAUCCAAUUCAUUGGAGGGCUUCCAUAACCACUUUAAAAACAGAAGCAUGUUGACAGUGGGAAGUGUUUCAAGUGAAGAACUAGAUGAAAAUUAUGUCCCAAUGAAUCCCAACUCUCCUCCACGACAGCAUUCCAGCAGCUUCACUGAACCCAUCCAGGAAACAAACUAUGUACCAAUGAUACCAGGCACGUUUGAUUUUCCAUUAUUUGGAAAGCAAGUCCCUCCUCCUGCUCACAUGGGUUUCAGGUCCAGCCCAAAGACCCCUCCCCGACGGUCGGUACCUGCUGCAGAGUGUGAGCCACCGCCAGUGGAUCGGAACCUCAAACCGGACAGAAAAGGUCAAAGUCCUAAAAUUUUAAGACCUAAACCAUGUGGUUUAGAGCGAACUGAUUCACAAACCAUAGGUGACUUUACUACAAGAAGAAAGGCAAAACCAGCUCCACUAGAAAUAAAACCUCUGCCUGAAUGGGAAGAAUUACAAGCUCCAGUUAGAUCUCCUAUCACCAGAAGCUUUGCACGAGACUCCUCCAGGUUUCCCGUGUCUCCCAGACCGGAUUCAGUUCAUAGCACAACUUCCAGCAGUGACUCGCACGACAGUGAAGAGAAUUAUGUAUCCAUGAACCCAAAUCAGUCCACUGAAGACCCAAAUUUGUUCGGAAGCAACAGCCUUGAUGGAGGAAGCAGCCCUAUGGUAAAACCUAAAGGAGAUAAACAAGUGGAAUAUUUAGACCUGGACCUAGAUUCGGGAAAGUCUACCCCACCUCGUAAGAAGAAGAGCAGCGGCUCGGGCAGCAGCGUGGCAGACGAGAGGGUGGAUUACGUCGUGGUGGACCAGCAGAAAACGCUGGCCCUGAAGAGCACGCGGGAGGCGUGGACUGAUGGCAGACAGUCUACGGAGUCCGAGACGCCCGCGAAGAGCGUGAAGUGAGAGCACCGCCUCGUCCUCGAAGAACGGAGAGAAGUGAAUUUUGAGGAGUCACAGAACCACCAAGGCGGUGUUGUUCGGCUGUACAGUACCUGAUUCCCCGGGGCGGGAAUCAGUUCCUCACCGAAUGGGACGGAAGCCAAAGGGCACUUUGAAUAUAUCAAAGGAACUUUGAGAUCACGAGUUGGCUCUGUGGUGUCUGGAAAAAUCACGGCCUGUAAAUAACGUGUAAAAUAAUACCACUUAGCUUUCGGAAAACCCUUUGUUCUGUAGUUAACACAUUUGUAGUAUUACUGUGUUUAUGCACUUUUUCAGUUACAAUGUUGGUUCAGGUAUUCCCGGUUAGUGUACCUUAAUGCCUAAUUCAGCUGGAGAAUUCUUUUUUCCUCUCACUACUAUUCCUUACAAUUUUAGGUUAAUUAAGCUACAUGUAGAUACGGAAAUUAAUAUUUGAACUUCGUUUUAACAACUCAAAAUUGAUUUUGCGGAAAUACUUUCACAAUUGAAUAAUCUACUUGAAAUGCCAAGAGACGACCGUUAGUUACACGCUUGUUUAUAUUUAAUGCACACGAGAUCAUCUGGAGGUCUACAGGUUACCUUCCUAACGAAAAAAUUGCUGUGAGUAAUAAUAAUGAACUGUACUGGGUUUAGACCUAAAAUCCUGGCUUAUAUGUUAGUUGUUAGCGGUGGAACUUCUAUUGUAUUUUAUUAAUGACAGUGUUCUGUGUUCAAUGGGUGAAGAUUCUGCAGGGUAGGAUCUUACACUUUCAAAGACUGAAUAAUUAAAUGUCAAGUAAGCCUGCAAACCACUGAUGGCAUGCAGUAAUAUUGUGAUCUCACACUUAUUAACAAGAAAUAACCUUUAUAUUAUUUACAGAAGGUAGAGUAUAUAAAUCAGGUACGUACCAAGCACUGUUGUGCUAAUACACUGAUCAGGUUUAGACAAUGAGCUUUAGUUUUGUACUGUUUAGAAGUUCUAAUGUCAGUUUUCAGUUCAAGAUUAAUGGGACGGUUUGACAUUCACUUUUUGUAGUACUAGCAAAAUACUGUGAUUUUGAAUUAGACAUUAAUUCAAAUGGAAAUACUAUGUUUUAACACCAUAGUGCCCUUCUUAUGAGCUCUGUUUUACUUUAAUCUCCUGCUUGGCCUUAUAUUUAAAUCCCUAUGCAACUGAUAUUUUAUAUCUCUGUUUUUAAAAAUUAGAUAAUAUACCUAAAUGAUCCCCCUUGUAAACCACUUGUUGCUCUUUCCUGGUACAGGAUUUAAGCUCUGCAUACUGUGAUCCUUUAUUUUACUAUGCCAGUUCCAAAUAAUAAUCUGCCUUGGUUUA